Messenger RNA from Andrographis paniculata, 3781 nucleotides. RefSeq lists its product as uncharacterized. The coding region runs from base 78 to 3578 and encodes 1166 amino acids. NCBI's taxonomy places the organism in Eukaryota, Viridiplantae, Streptophyta, Magnoliopsida, Lamiales, Acanthaceae. The record is from RefSeq and is a predicted model, not a curated record. The transcript is spliced from 5 exons.
GAAAACCUAACAAAAACCUCCCGAACUGAGUCCGCUAAGUGAUCGUCUCGGGACGACGGUAGUGGUCUCCGAUUGCCAUGGGCAAAGGACGCCGUGAGUCGGACUGCGAUGGCGCUUCCGCCAAAACGGUGGAUUACAACACAGUGUUUAUCGACACCAACCUAGAUACGCACUUCGCAGUGCCUGUUUCCGAUACCGACACAGUGUCGGACUUCAAAAAGAAGAUUGUAUUGGAGCAUUUGAGUUGCUUUCCUGCAGUUGGAGAGAUACAGAUACAGUCUUUGAAGGUGAAGCGGGGAUCAUUCUUUUAUUGUUUGUCAGACCUUAUUCUUCUUCGGAGUGUAUUUCAGAGUGUGGAGGGGAGUUGGUUUCUUUCAGUUGAUGCUACUACUGCUCUUGUACCUCAAUUAAAUCAAAAUUCAUAUGAGAUCGGCACGAGUGACCGUGUGAAGGCAAAGGAUGCUGAUGGCUCCAGGGAGUUGUUGUCUGAUUUAAACAGGAUGGAAAUCAUCCCAAUGGCCUUGCAGGAUGAUGCUCAUGGAAAGAAUCUUGCUCCAGGAAUGACUGCUGGAUUUAAACUUGGCACAGCAUUCGAAAAGACCACGGACAUUAAUAGAGAUACAUGGUUGGAGGACAAUUGUCAGGAAAGUAACUCUCGUGCCAAGAAGAAGCGGAAAAUGGUGCACCCUGAAAGCUUGGGGAUUACAUCAAAUGCAGUACUGGAUCAGUCUACAAGAUCAAUGGAAGCCGCUAUUGUGAAGAUAGAUAAUGAGUCAGAUGCUAACAAGAGAAAGAAAGAAAUGGCAAGUAAAUUAGUUGCAGAAGUCAACAGUGAAACACAUGUUGAUCAGAUUGGAAAUGUUGAAAACCCCACGCGCGGUAUUGGAACCCGUGAAUCUGAAGAGAAGGAAGAGAAAGAUACGUUGCCGAACCUUGAUCAUGAUCUGGAAACUCCAGAAAACAAGAAAUCUUCAGACAAUGCUGUUCCAGUUCUAGCUCAGAAAGAUAAUUUUCCGCCACAAAUAUUAGAUACUCCUGCUGUACAGAAACCUGAAGUGUCUAGUGGUGUUACAAAGAAAAGGAAGAAGACGAAAAAGACGAAGAAGAUUGAGGAAGGAGAGAAGCCUUCUGAUGCUAAUCCAGGGAACUCGGGUAUGAAAGAAGCUACAACUGGCUUCCAUGUCCCGUCAUGUUUGAUUUCCCCAUCAAUUGAUCAUAACCCAAAAGCAAAUGAAGAGGAAGAAAGCACUUCGCGCCCUCAAGGGCAGGAUAUGCAAAUGGAAUUGUUGGAUGGUUCUAACAAAGAUGCUAGAGAGGAAGUUCAGGAUUCUAAUGGGAAUGCAACAGAGUUUGUUGUAUCAACUCAGACAACUCAAAGAUUGGAAGAUGUUAUCUCUGCCGAAAAAGUAGAGCCGAAAAAUCCCCAAAUCUCUCUUGGUAAUGGCCAUGAGUGUGUCCCCCUCAUAGAGAAAGAUCAGAUUGCUGGGUUCAAACAUGCAAGCAAAGAUGGCAAGAAUUCUGAGAACAAGGACAAAAAAGAGAGGAGGAAAAGGAAACGGGUGCAACUUACUGCAUCAGAUGUAAAGAUGAAGGAUGCUGAUGAUUUGAGGCAAAUGUCAUCGGAUGUAAACUUGAUGGAAGCCAACCAAGAGGCCAUUCCAAAUGAUGAUCAUGAAAAGAAUCAUGUGUCAUCAAACCUGAAGAAUGAUCAACUGAAAGCCGAGGCUACAGCCGAAACUGGAAAUUCUGAUUCUGGUAGAAGGGAAGGGAAUAUGGAAUUAGAUGGCACGAUGCCUAAAAAUAUAAUAGCUAGCAAACUGGAUUAUAAACCUGGCCUAGAUGUUCCAGCUGAGAGUUGGGGGGUUAGUUCAAACAACACUGAAUAUUGUUCUAAAAGGUUGACGGCCACUGGUGGUGCAGUGGAAGAUGUUACAUCAAAUAGGAGCAAGGGAAUAAAAAGCAAAGCCAAUAAAAUGGCUGCAAAAUUCUAUGACGAGUCAGGUGUGGAGCAAAAUGAAAAAGGCGAAAUUGCUGAGCUGCGUACUGAAAUCCAUCAACCUGAACAGAAGAAUGAAAUGAAAACUGUUUCUCUAAAUCAUGACUGUGAAGUGACAAAUCCAUCAAAUAAGAACGAUUCAGACGCUGCUUUUCCAAAUCCUACACUGGAAGAAAACAUCCUUGCACCUGCUGUUAUGAAACCUGAUAUCUCUAGUGGCACUAAGAAGAAAAAAAAGAAGGUGAAAAGGGGGGAGAACACUGCAGAUGCUAAUAAUCUUGAGAUGUCAGUUGUUGAACAACACAACGAUGGCAUGGGUUGCACUUCAGGCUCGUCCAAUUAUAUUCCCGAAGCAACUGACAAAGAACAAAGCAGUGCGCAACUGAAAAUUUUGAGAUGUUCUAGUAAUUGUGCCACUGGAGAAGUCCAGGGUGCUGGUCGGAAUGAGGCUGAUUUUUUCAUGUCGACUCAAACUAGUCAAACAUUAGAAGAUGUUGCCUCAGCAGAAAAAGAAGUGGAGAAAAACACCCAAAUUUUCACCGGCAAUGAACAUGAAGAUCUUGCCCCUAUAGAAAAAGAUCAGAUCAUGGGUUCCAAUCAAGUUGGCAAGAAUGGUGAGAAAUCUGAGCAUAAGGACCUUAAGCCUAAGAAGAAAAGGAAGAAGGUGCAAAAUGCGGUAUCACAUGCCUUGGAAAAUUUGCCAUUCCAGGAUCAAAAAGCUGGUGUUGAAGCAUCAGAAACUGAGGGAAGUAUAGUUAAUCUUGCAGGCCCUGAAAAAGAAGACAGACAAGUAGCUUCAUCGUUUGCUGUGUUCAGUAGAAGUGGAGAAAAGAUUGAUGAGACGAAUGGCACUGCUGCUAACAAUGGUGAUCCUGCAAGAACUGAAAAAGGUGAUGAACAGGGUAAAGAUUCUGGUAAUGUGGAAAAGGCGCCAACUAAAUCAAAUGCAAGAAAAAGUCGGAAACAACUCAAGGAGAACGGCUUACCACCUAUUAGAACCUCAUUUGAGUUACGGGACUCACGAGAGUCAUCUGAAACUCGGAAAAGUGAACAUAAAGCCACUGUGGUACCCAACCCUAAAGAAAAGAAAACAUUGUUGAAGAAUUCAAGCUUUGAAAGGUCUGAAACAUUUCCUAAGAGUCAAAGAAAUAAAAAAGUGCAAAGUGGUGUAAAUCCAGCUAAGAAGACUGCGAUGCAAACUCCACGAAAGGAGAGUUUGCUCUAUAAAUCAGGAGCAAUUUUUCAAGAAAGCAGUAGCGAAGGCUCUGGUGAUGAAACUGGGAUUGUGCGUUCAUGGUCCAAUAUCCGCCGUCCAACAGAUGGUUCAUCUAUGUCAAGUGAUUCGGAAUCUGAAGGAGGACUAGACUUGGCUGGAAACGGAUCAAAUGAUGCAGAAGGCCAAUCUGCUGGCGAAAGAAUUGCUGCAAAGUUAGACCUUUCCGACUCUAAAGAACUGACAUUGGAAUCGAUUCUGAGGAGCUCAAAGCGCUUCAAGAAUGCCAAGAUCACACUAUCCCAAAAUGAACUAGAGGAGAUCGAUAGCCAGCCGAUAGAGACUGUUCCCGACAGCCAGCCCAUUUGAAACUCAAGAACUUUGUGCCUGUCUUCCUUAUUAAGGUUUUCUCUUAAUCUUGAUUUUCUUUUUUAGGAUGGCUUGAAUUUUGUCCCACAAAAAAUUUUGUUCUAAUGAUGCAUAGAAAUUUAGAAAUAGAAUCCACCACCCCAAGAAACUUCAACAAAUUUGUGAUGGAACUUCAAUAAUUUGUAGUACUUGUUUUUGUUGUA